This is a messenger RNA of Medicago truncatula (barrel medic), 1533 nucleotides long. RefSeq lists its product as uncharacterized. Lineage: Eukaryota; Viridiplantae; Streptophyta; Magnoliopsida; Fabales; Fabaceae. The transcript is spliced from 2 exons. Gene Ontology annotation, molecular function: zinc ion binding. Bases 1 to 1533 code for a protein of 510 amino acids. The record is from RefSeq and is a predicted model, not a curated record.
AUGACGCAAGAUCAUCACAAACUUAGUUACAAUGUGAUAUGUGAAAGUGUUAAGUCACUUCUACAUAUGGAUACUUCAAUUACAGUGAAGGUUAUAAUUGCACACAUCCGAGAGAAGUUUAAUUACACAGUUUCAUACAGAAAGGCAUGGAGAGCAAGGAAUAAGGCGAUUGAAUCAAUUUAUGGUAAUUGGGAGGAGUCUUAUCAAGAACUACCACAGUGGUUGCUGGUCAUGGAAAAAGAUUUGCCAGGAACAAUAAUUGAUUUUCAAACAGUCCCAUCAACAGAAGUGGUAAAUGAGAUUGUCUUCAAGCGUCUCUUUUGGGCCUUUCGUCUGUGCAUCUUAGGUUUCAAAUUCUGCAAACCCAUUGUCCAAAUUGACGCAACUUGGUUGUAUGGCAAAUACAAAGGAACAUUGUUGUUAGCUGUUGCGCAAGAUGGGAACAACAAGAUAUUUCCCAUUGCUUUUGCAAUCGUGGAAGGCGAGACCAAGGAGGCUUGGAGUUUCUUUUUGAAGAAUCUAAGGCAGCAUGUCACCCCACAGGAGAACAUAUGCCUCAUUUCUGAUAGACAUGUGUCGAUAAAGAGCGCGUAUGAUGAUCCACAGAAUGGAUGGCACGGUGCUCCGACAAGCCAUGUGUAUUGUGUCCGACACAUUGCACAAAACUUUAUGAGAUCAUUCAAGGAUGGGGAACUUAAGAAGAAAGUUGAAGGCAUGGGUUACGCCAUGAACAUCCCUACAUUCGAAUAUUACCGUUCUGAAAUUGCUGUUGUAGACCGAAAGGCUUUAGCAUGGGUCGAAAAUAUUCCCAAACAAAAGUGGACUCAAUCACAUGACGAUGGUCGACGAUGGGGCCAUAUGACAAGUAACUUGGUAGAGUCACAAAACAACGUGUAUAAGGGUAUUCGAGGACUCCCGAUCACAGCUAUUGUGAAAGCAUCAUAUUACAGGUUGGCGGCCUUGUUUGCUAAAAGAGGACAUGAGGCAGCGGCAAGGGUAAAUUCUGGUGAGCCAUUCUCAGAAAACAACAUGAAAUAUCUGAGGAAUGAGGUGAUUAAAUCCAACAGUCAUCAUGUCACUCAGUUUGAUCGGGAUCGGUAUACCUUUUCCGUCCGUGAAACCAUCAACCAUAGAGAAGGAUUACCAAAGGGAGAAUACAAGGUAGACCUGCAAAAUAAAUGGUGUGAUUGUGGACGAUUCAGAGCGUUACACCUACCAUGCUCACAUGUCAUUGCCGCUUGUUCUAGCUUUUGUCAUGACUACAAGACUUUUGUCGAUAACAAAUUCACGAAUGAGUGUGUAUACGCCGUAUACAACAUCCACUUCGACGUGGUUCACCACCAGACAUAUUGGCCUAAUUAUGAAGGACUGAAGGUGGUUCCCGACAAGUCUAUGUGUAGGGCAAAGAAAGGUCGUCCACCAAUUACUCGCAUUAGGACCGAAAUGGACGAUGUGGAAACUGAGAGAAGAUGCGGCAUUUGUAGGAUGCCUGGUCAUUCCCGCAAAGAUUGCAUUAAUAUUAGACAUCAGUAG